Molecule: messenger RNA, 2388 nt
Organism: Phodopus roborovskii (desert hamster)
Lineage: Eukaryota; Metazoa; Chordata; Mammalia; Rodentia; Cricetidae
Gene: Gabpb2
Product: GA binding protein transcription factor subunit beta 2
Exons: 8
Coding region: 185-1423 (412 amino acids)
Biological process (GO): positive regulation of transcription by RNA polymerase II
Cellular component (GO): nucleus
Molecular function (GO): protein binding; transcription cis-regulatory region binding
Source: RefSeq, a predicted model, not a curated record
UUUCUCCGCGAGGGGGGGUGAAGGCCCCCCAAAUAUGCAUAUGUGAAGGGGCCAAAAAGUGACGGCCACUGGCAAGGAGUCUUAACUAGAGAAAGAAACGGGACCAAACUGGCGGUCUCAGUGGCAGCGAAGCCGGCCGCGCUCCGGACGAGCUACCUGGGUACUUUUGUUCCUAUGUAUAAAGAUGUCUCUGGUGGAUUUGGGGAAGAGGCUGCUAGAAGCUGCAAGAAAAGGCCAAGAUGAUGAAGUGAGAACGCUGAUGGCCAACGGGGCCCCAUUCACCACAGACUGGCUUGGAACAUCACCUCUUCACCUUGCAGCCCAGUAUGGUCAUUAUUCCACAGCGGAAGUACUCCUUCGAGCAGGUGUUAGCAGGGACGCCCGGACCAAAGUGGACAGGACCCCUUUGCAUAUGGCUGCUGCUGAUGGACAUGCGCACAUCGUGGAGCUGCUUGUCAGGAGUGGUGCAGAUGUGAAUGCCAAGGACAUGCUGAAGAUGACAGCUUUGCACUGGGCCACAGAGCACCACCACCGAGAUGUGGUUGAAUUACUCAUCAAAUAUGGUGCUGAUGUCCAUGCUUUCAGCAAGUUUGACAAGUCUGCUUUUGACAUCGCACUGGAGAAAAACAACACUGAGAUUCUGAUCAUCCUACAGGAAGCAAUGCAGAAUCAGGUGAAUGUUAACCCCGAGAGAGCCAACCCAGUGACUAACCCUGUGACUGUGACUGCGCCAUUCAUCUUCACCUCUGGAGAGGUCGUUAACCUCGCUAGCUUUGUUUCUUCCGCCAACACCAAAGCAACCUCAGCUAACUUAGAAGAAAUUGAAGAAGGAAAUUCACUUGACUCCUCAGUCCAGCAAGUGGUGGGGAGUGGAGGCCAGAGGGUCAUCACCAUAGUGACUGAUGGAGUCCCUCUGGGUAACAUUCAAACCUCAAUCCCUACUGGAGGCAUUGGCCAGCCCUUUAUUGUAACGAUGCAAGAUGGACAGCAAGUUCUAACUGUACCUGCUGGUCAGGUUGCAGAGGAGACAAUAAUUGAAGAGGAAGAAGAGGAAGAAGAGAAGCUGCCAUUGGCAAAGAGACCAAGGAUGGCAGAGAUGGCAAACAGUGCUGAGGAAAACAAGGAAGGCAGUGAGAGAGAGUUUCUGCAGCAGCAGCUCCAAGAGGCCAAUAGAAGAGCCCAGGAAUACAGACACCAGCUUCUCAAGAAAGAGCAGGAGGCAGAACAGUACCGACUCAAACUGGAGGCUAUGGCCCGACAGCAGCCCAAUGGAGUUGAUUUCACCGUGGUUGAGGAGGUAGCUGAAGUGGAUGCUGUAGUAGUGACAGAAGGGGAAGCAGAAGAAAGAACAGCAGAAGUGAUGAAGUCGGCAAGGACCACAGAGCCUCACACUAGUGUUUCCAUAGAAACUGUGUCAUCUUAACACACAAAGGCCAUGACUUGCAUUCAUUCAUCUUAUUCUUUUUAAGAAGAAAGUACAGAGGGUAAGCAUCGUGCACAGAUUGAGACUGUCUGUAAGAAGGUAACAGUAGCAGGGCUCAGUGCCUGGGCCCAGGAAGGCUGUAUGUGCAGCUGGAAAACUCAGCCACCUUAGGGGCAUCUAAGGGACCAAAGGACCGGGACCAAAUCUCUCAGCUCCUAUCAUUGCUUUAAUACUGGGCAUUGAGGGUUUAUUUUUUUUUAAAUAACUUUAUAUCAAAAGAUUUUAAGAUAAUACUUGUAAUACAUAUAUACCAAGAGCCUUAAUAAUUUUACCUGAGAGUUUCAAGUGACCUGAAAUUUGCCUUAGAUUUAUGAAACUGAUAACAGAAGUAGGAAGCCUCCUCCUGAGGAGGAGUAAGAUACCAUACAUUCCUUUCUUUUUUUCCUUUUUUUUGGGGGGAGAGGGAGGAGAGAGGUUCCAGACAGGGUUUCUCUGUGUAGCCCUAGCUGUCAUAGAACUUACUCUGUUGAUCAGGCUGGCCUUGAAUUCACAGAUCUGCCUGUCUCUGCUUCCCCAGAACUGGGAUUAAAGGCCACCACAGCCUGGCUAAUGAUACUGUACAUUUCUAAGAGAGCAGACACACAAGCUAUGCCUUGUUAAUUCACUGAAAAGGAAUCUAUAAAGCUAGGAAUGGUAGUACAUACCUACCUAUAAGGCCAGCACUCAGGAAAAUGAAACCCAGCUAAUGAGUUUGAGGUCAGCAUGAGCUACAGACUCCUUCAGUGAAAGAGGGACAGGUGUGCUGUUGAACACCUUUAAUCCCCAGCACUCUGGAGUGCAGACAGUCAGAUCUCUGAGUUCUAGGCCAGUCUGGUCCACAUAUCAAGUUCCUGGCCAGCCAAGGCUCCAUAAUGACACCCUGACUCCAGAUAAAGCAAAGCCAAACAAAACAGGAGUGGAGCAGU